This is a messenger RNA of Pogoniulus pusillus (Red-fronted tinkerbird), 1985 nucleotides long. It is a transcript of the gene COQ2, whose product is annotated as coenzyme Q2, polyprenyltransferase. The record is from RefSeq and is a predicted model, not a curated record. The coding region runs from base 1 to 1566 and encodes 521 amino acids. Lineage: Eukaryota; Metazoa; Chordata; Aves; Piciformes; Lybiidae. The transcript has 9 exons. Gene Ontology annotation, biological process: ubiquinone biosynthetic process. Gene Ontology annotation, cellular component: mitochondrial inner membrane.
AUGCUCUUAAAGGUCUUUUCCGACCCAGACGACUCCAUCACUACCCACACGUGCAAGCACCUCUGGGUUGCUGUGUCCCAGCUGCAGCUGACUACCAGCUCAAAAGCCUUCCCACCCCACUCUGACUCAGACAACACACAGGGCGAUGAUCCCCAGGCAGUGAGCUGGGGGCCGCUCGCCCUGGACGUGGCGCUCUUGGAAGGCGGCAUGGGAUGUGCCUUUGCGUGGCGGGAGGUGGAAAGAAGGAAACUGAGCGUGUCCUUACGAGCAGGGCAACGCGACAGGCAGCUCAGCUCUCAGGUGCUUCAGCGGGGCAGAGAUGCGGUGCCGAGGGCCGCGGAUGAGCGGCAGGACUCCAUCAGCUCCCCAGGCGGAGAGCUCGCAGGCUCCUGCCCCCGCAGCUCCGCCGCUGCCCCGGGCCGGGCUGGGCGCCUGCGCGGCGGCGGCGGGAAGAUGGCUGCGCUGCUGGCGCGGCUUUGCCGGGGCCGGCCGGGCCUCCGCGCCGCCCGCUUGCCCCUCGCCGCCGCCGCUGCCGCCGCCCCACCGCUGCGCGUCCCCUCCGUUCCUCCGCCACCGCCGCGACCGCUCAGCUUUUCGGCAGCCGAGCUGGUGCGGGCCGCACCGGGCCCGCUGCAGCCCUACCUGCGCUUAAUGCGGCUGCACCAGCCCGCCGGGACGUGGCUGCUGUACCUGCCGUGCAGCUGGAGCAUCGCGCUGGCGGCCGCGCCGGGCUGCCUGCCGGACGGGCGGAUGCUGGCCCUGUUCGGCGUCGGGGCCGUGCUGAUGCGCGGAGCAGGCUGCACCAUCAAUGACAUGUGGGACCGGGACUACGACAGGAAGGUUGCAAGGACAGCAAGCAGGCCCCUGGCAGCUGGAGAUAUCUCCACUUUUCAGUCCUUGGUUUUCCUUGGAGGACAGCUUAGCUUGGCACUGUGUGUGCUGCUGUGUCUGAAUUACUACAGCAUCCUUCUGGGAGCAGCCUCCUUGUCACUGGUGAUCACCUACCCUCUGAUGAAGAGGAUCACAUACUGGCCACAGUUGUUUUUGGGCCUCACAUUCAACUGGGGAGCCCUUCUUGGUUGGUCUGCCAUCAGAGGCUCCUGUGAGUGGGCUGUGUGCUUGCCCCUCUACGUGGCUGGGGUAAUGUGGACCCUGGUGUAUGACACCAUCUAUGCCCAUCAGGACAAGAGGGACGACGCCGUGAUCGGGGUGAAGUCCACGGCGCUGCACUUCCAGGAGGACACCAAGCGGUGGCUCAGCGGCUUCAGCCUCACCAUGCUCCUCAGCCUCUGCCUGGCAGGACUCAACUGCAGCCAGACCUUCCCCUACUACUGUGCCGUGGCUGCUGCGGGCCUGCACCUCGCCCACCAGAUCUACACCCUGGACACGGAGAAGCCUGAGGACUGCUGGAAGAAAUUCGCUUCCAAUCGCACCGUGGGGAUCCUGCUCUUCACAGGCAUCCUGCUGGGCAAUCUCUGCAAGCAGGAGGGCUCCAGCCAUGGAGAAGAGAACCUCAGAGCCCUCAGAGAAGAGAUAGCCAGAGAAGAGCCCUCAGAGAAGAGAUAGCCAGAGAAGAGCCCUCAGAGAAGAGAUAGCCAGAGAAGAGCCCUCAGAGAACAGGUAGCCAGAGAAGAGCCCUCAGAGAACAGGCAGCCAGAGAAGAGCCCUCAGAGAACAGGCAGCCAGAGAAGAGCCCUCAGAGAACAGGCAGUUGAAGCUGCUCUAAGUGCUGGUGUUUGAGAAGGAAACCACCUCUGACAGAGCUGUAGCUGCACCCUCCUGUUCCUGAGCCCAUGCAGAUGAGAUUGUCCUCCAGUGGCAUUUUUAAUUGUCCUUAAGAGACUUCAACCCCCACAGAGGGGAAGCAAACUUGAGCUGCCCAGGCUGGGAGGCCAGAGUUUUUCAUGCUGAACAGAAGAAGUGAGAGCAGCUGGAGAAGCCAGAGUGGUUUGGGCAUGUGAAUAAAUCUGUCUGCUCGUGCUGGA